Messenger RNA from Mus musculus (house mouse), 465 nucleotides. Its product is annotated as predicted gene 45417. The record is from RefSeq and is a predicted model, not a curated record. Lineage: Eukaryota; Metazoa; Chordata; Mammalia; Rodentia; Muridae. The transcript has a single exon. The coding region runs from base 52 to 465 and encodes 137 amino acids.
CUCUUCACUUGCUCCUCUGACCUACUCCAUCCUCAACCAAACACCAGAACCAUGACCUGCUGUGGCUGCUCAGGAGGCUGUGGCUCUAGCUGUGGGGGCUGUGGCUCUGGCUGUGGGGGUUGUGGCUCCAGCUGUGGAGGCUGUGGCUCUAGCUGUGGGGGCUGUGGCUCCAGCUGUUGCAAGCCUGUGUGCUGCUGUGUGCCUGUCUGUUCCUGCUCCAGCUGUGGAGGCUGUGGCUCUGGCUGUAGUGGCUGUGGCUCCAGCUGUGGAGGUUGUGGCUCCAGCUGUGGGGGCUGUGGCUCUGGCUGUGGAGGCUGUGGCUCCAGCUGCUGCAAGCCUGUGUGCUGCUGUGUGCCUGUCUGUUCUUGCUCCAGCUGUGGGGGCUGCAAGCCCUGCUGCUGUCAGUCCAGUUGCUGCAAGCCCUGCUGCUGUCAGUCCAGCUGCUGCAAGCCCUGCUGCUGCUAG